Messenger RNA from Lindgomyces ingoldianus, 816 nucleotides. RefSeq lists its product as uncharacterized. The transcript is spliced from 5 exons. The annotation marks the transcript as partial. The record is from RefSeq and is a predicted model, not a curated record. NCBI's taxonomy places the organism in Eukaryota, Fungi, Ascomycota, Dothideomycetes, Pleosporales, Lindgomycetaceae.
CUCAUUAUCACUCUUCUCAUUUCAUCAUGGUCAACAGUCUUUCUGCGACUCUGGGGGAGAAUACGAAUUACCAAGUCACCAGGUUGGGAUGACACAUUGAUGGUCCUCACUCUAAUGUUAUUUACCUGCUACUGCGCCUUCAUAUCAGUCAUCAUUUCCCUUGGAGGAUUCAGCUAUGUGCCAAAUUUCACCGCAAUAAAAAGGACUAUCCUUCACGUACAGCUGAGCGAAGUUUUCUACAUCCUUACUACAACUACUCUCAAAAUCUCAUUGGGGCUCUUUUUCCUACGCGUAUUGACCAAGCGAUGGCAAAGGCGCAUCUUUCAUACCAUACUCUGGGUGUCAGCUUGCUACGGGUUCUUCUAUGUGUUCAUUGCAAUCUUCCAAUGUGGGCCGCCUGCCCAACUGCUACCUAGUCUUAUGAAAGGUAGCCUCAAGUGUUUGCCUACUGGAUUCCUACUCUUCACCGGAUAUCUAUAUGGUAUCAUUUGCGUCGUUGCAGAUUGGAUAUUCGUCCUGAUUCCCAUAUUUGUACUCAUCGAGAGUGAUAUGGAUAGCCGCUCAAAGGUAUCAGUGAGUAUAAUCAUGGCACUGGGUGCGGUAGGAAGUAUAUCUGCUAUUCUUCGCAUGGUCUACCUAAAAGGGCUUCUCCUCAGUGGAGACUUCAUCACCGAUGCCCCAACUGCCACAAUAUGGGCAACCGCUGAACCCGGAACUGGAAUCACGGCGGCAUCUCUCGCAACUCUUCGGCCUCUCUUCCGCAAGGUGAAGGAGGGAGUACGCAGCAAAAUUGCCUCCAGUAACUUGAGCAAGAGC